AUGGCAAUUAAACUAACUGAAAAUAGGGUAUUUGUUGCUGGUGGGAACACCCAGGCACGGUUGAGUAGUGACAGUUCUCGACUUUUCACUUUAAAUAAGAACGCAUUGGUGAAAGUUCUUAAUUUAACUGAUCUUGAGAAGGAACCUGAUAUCAUUGAUAUUUGUGAAGAACCAAGCGCAUUUGUUUUGAGUCAAAAUUCAGCUGAUGGUUUAUAUGUUGUUUCCCGCAAUGGCGACCUAUACUGGUACAAUGUACUGGAAAACAAGAACAAGUUAUGCUUUAGAUCCUCGUUACCAUUGCGUGAUUUGGCCUUAGUUCAUGAUGAUAAAGUAUGUGUUGUAGGUGGGGAUGAUUUAGAAAUGACAUUGGUUGCAUUAGAAGAGGGAAAUUCAAACGUUAAAUUAACUUUGGACGAACAACUGGUUAGUUUAUCAUACAACAAACAAAAUAACAUUCUAGCAGUAUCACUCAGUAACGGUAACGUUGUAUUCUACUCUUUAAGUUCUACUACACCCAAUAGAAUCCACACAUUGCAUGAUCAGCUACCUAAGAUAUUCUUCAAUGAUGAUCUACCAGCGGACACUGAGAAUAAUACUGAAAACGCCGAUUCAGUCGCUAUAGAUGGACUUGAUCCUAUGCUAUGCGAAGAUAACAGAACAUGCACUAGAGUUGCAUGGACCAAUAAAGGAGACCAAUAUGCAAUUCCAGCAAAAGAUAGUGUCAUUAAGUUAUUUAAAUUAUCAGAUCAUGAUUUGGUGACCUCGUUCAAGCCAAGUGUGCACGUUAACAACUGGGACGCACUUACAAUAGACCAAAUUCAUUCAAACACAAUCGCUGCAGUCGGUAAUUCCAACCAAAAUUCUCAUCUAUUUAUUUGGAAUUUAAGUACUGGUACACAGCUUGUUCACGAAAGCUUUAGGUAUAGUAUCACUUCUUUGUCUUGGAGAGUAAACGAUCAGAGAACCAAACUUAGCUUGGUAGCAGGUACUUGGUCGGGCGAUGUUAUCACGUUCAAUGACAUUGUUUCAGUAAAUACUACAGUUGCUUAUUCAAAUACCGGUGGUAAGCUUUUUGUUGGCUCUGAUGAUGAAAAGUUAUUUGACGAUAGUGACAUAGAUGAUUUAUCUAAACAAACAAGCAACGGUCCUGAGUUCUACGAGCCUUCCAAGAAUGAUAAUAACAGAAGAUCGAAAUAUGAAAACAACGACAAAGCUGAUGACAAAGGUGAGGUUAGUGAAGAUAUAAACUCUGACAACCUUUUCACAGAUGCAGAAAUGGAUCAACAUGAACCUAAGCGUACAUACAAUUUCGAGAAUGAAGAUGAUUUUAUUGAGGAUGAUAAUGGCGAGGCCGCACAAUAUAAGAGACCAAAAACUCAUGUUCAAUCAAUUCCUUCUUUGACAGCUAAUCAUGUAAAUCAUCGCAGAAUUUACCAACCACCAGCUCAAUUCCAAUACCGACCAUUUUCAACAGGCGCGACACCUUUCGGGAAUAGCGAUAAAAGAUACCUUACUAUAAACCAACUAGGUCAUGUAUGGACAACAAGAAAUGAAGGCGGUAGCAAUUCUAUAACGGUCUCUUUUUUCGAUGUUAGUCGAUUCCGUGAGUAUCAUUUCGACGAUUUAUUCAAAUAUGACCUUUGUUCACUGACCGAUGAAGGUAUACUAUUGGGCCAGUCGAAGAUGGGUCAAAUUCAAUACAAGCCACAUAGUCCCUCUGGAGAUUCAUGGACUAAAAAGAUUCCCUUACUUUCCAAAGAAAGAGUUACUUCAAUUGCCUGUACUCCUAAACGUGUAAUUGUAGGAACAUCUCUCGGAUAUCUUCGUACUUAUAACGAUUUUGGGUUACCACUGGCAAUAGAAAAAAUGUCACCUAUUGUUGCUUUGUCUGCUCAUGAGUACAAAGUGUUCACCAUUCAUUACUCACAAUAUCAUGGUAUUACUUACUCGAUGUUCCAACAACAUCCGCAAACUGGCAAUAAAUACUUCCAAAGAGAAUCUCCCUUACCAAUAACGUUGCCUCAACAGAAUCAGCCGGGAAAUGAUGAUGAAGACAUUGAAUUUUUAAAAUACGAUGAUAUUUUCAAUUCAUUCAACCCCCUAGGUAUCAAAUCCUUAUUCUUCUCAAGCUUUGGUGAUCCGUGUAUGUUUGGUCAUGAUAAUGUUUUGUUAAUUCUGUCCAAAUGGAGAAGUGGUAGUGACGCGAGAUGGGUACCCAUAGUUGAUACCAAUUUAGAACUUUGGAAGAUGUCAGGGGGUAAGCAUCCGAAGAACGUCCACGUUUGGCCAUUAGGAUUAAACUUCGAUACAUUUUCGUAUUUAUUAUUGAAGGGGAAGAACGCAUGGCCAGAUAUCCCAAUGACCGUUCCUACAGAAAUGGAAGUCAGAAUCCCAGUUGUAUCAAAAUCCGAGCUUCAAAAGACACAAGACGAUAAUCGUAACGACAGCAGCGAUGUGGAAGAUAUUGAUAACAGUAAUGGUGUCGAAAUUCCAAUGUACCUAGCAGCAGAAGAGGAAUUUCUACGCUCCAAGAUACUAAGUGAUUUACUAAAAGACACGAUGGAUAAUGAAGGUGAGAUAUACGGAAAUGAAACAGAUCUAUUACAGCAUCUGGUAGCAACACAUGAUAAGUCCUUACUACGACUUUUAGCUUAUGUCUGUUCCGAGCAAGAUGUUAACAAGGCCGUUUCAAUCGUCAACGAACUGAAGCAAGAUAAGGCCCUAUCUGCUGCAAGAAAAAUUGCAGAAAGAGCUGAACUACUUCCACUAGUAAGAAAAAUCAACACGAUUAUUGAGGCCAAAUUUGAGGCCGAUUUCAAUAAUAUAUGA
This is a messenger RNA of Kluyveromyces lactis, 2829 nucleotides long. It is a transcript of the gene CTF4, whose product is annotated as chromatin-binding protein CTF4. Gene Ontology annotation, biological process: DNA-templated DNA replication; mitotic cell cycle; DNA repair. The record is from RefSeq and is a predicted model, not a curated record. Gene Ontology annotation, molecular function: chromatin binding; protein binding. Bases 1 to 2829 code for a protein of 942 amino acids. Gene Ontology annotation, cellular component: nuclear replication fork. NCBI's taxonomy places the organism in Eukaryota, Fungi, Ascomycota, Saccharomycetes, Saccharomycetales, Saccharomycetaceae. The transcript has a single exon.